Molecule: messenger RNA, 540 nt
Organism: Funneliformis geosporum
Lineage: Eukaryota; Fungi; Glomeromycota; Glomeromycetes; Glomerales; Glomeraceae
Source: the annotation of a GenBank genome assembly
AAUAAACUAAUUGCAUAUGGUUCGAAGGUUGCCCUUGUUCAUAUACCAUCCAAUAAAUAUUUGUCUACCAAUGGAAUCAAAUAUGACUUGGGACCCGAUAAUAAGCAAUAUAUGGUUAUCGGUAAAGGCCGUGAAAUAGAUUUGACAAAUGAUAUUUGGACUAUUAUUGGAGCAUAUGGCACUAAUGUAAGAGCGGGAAGACCUGUUCCUUAUAACACAAUUGUCGGAUUUAAACAUCAAGCGACAGGAGGUAAUUUACAUUCUCAUAAUAUGUAUGAUGGGAGAAUCACACCGAUCUCGAAGCAUCAGCAAGUCACAAUCAAUCCGGGUGCGAGUGGAAACUAUGACGAUGAUUUUCUUAUUCAGCGCAUUAAUUCAAAAGUUCCUAAAGAAGAACCGGGAUAUUUGAUGAAUGGUGAUAUAAUCUGCCUUUUUCACAUCACUACUAAUAAGCCAGCACUCUACAGUAAUUCCAUAUUAUUUAAUGAUGGAACACAAGAAGUUUCUUGUCAUGGAAAUGGAAAUGACGAGAAUAAUAAG